Dipodomys ordii (Ord's kangaroo rat) is the source of this 1480-nucleotide messenger RNA. RefSeq names its product potassium channel, calcium activated intermediate/small conductance subfamily N alpha, member 1 (gene Kcnn1). Gene Ontology annotation, biological process: potassium ion transmembrane transport. The annotation marks the transcript as partial. Lineage: Eukaryota; Metazoa; Chordata; Mammalia; Rodentia; Heteromyidae. Gene Ontology annotation, cellular component: neuron projection; neuronal cell body; plasma membrane. The record is from RefSeq and is a predicted model, not a curated record. The transcript has 9 exons. Gene Ontology annotation, molecular function: calmodulin binding; small conductance calcium-activated potassium channel activity.
CCAUGCCGGGCCCUGGGCGGCUGGCAGCAAGCCCAGGCCCAGCACCCAGCUGGCCAUGAACGGCCACAGCCACAACGGCGGCCUGGGGCCUCUGGAGCCCGAGGCCAGCCGGCCUGCGCAGGGCCUGUGUGGCCCCCGGGGGCAGGCCCAGGAGGAGGCGGGGGACACAGAGGAGGAGGAGGAGGAGGACACAGGAGGGCCCCGGGGGACGGGGGCGCCCCCCGCGGCGGGCCACCGGCUGGGCCGCCGGCGCGUGCUGUUGGAGAAGCGCAAGCGUCUGGGUGACUACGCGCUCAUCUUCGGCAUGUUUGGCAUCGUGGUGAUGGUGACGGAGACUGAGCUGUCCUGGGGUGUCUACACCAAGGAGUCUCUCUUCUCCCUGGCGAUGAAAUGCUUGAUCAGCCUGUCCACGCUCAUCCUGCUGGGCCUCGUCAUUCUCUACCACGCACGGGAGAUCCAGCUGUUCAUGGUGGACAAUGGGGCGGACGACUGGAGGAUUGCGCUGACCUGUGAGCGUGUGCUCCUCAUCGCGCUGGAGCUGGCCGUGUGCGCCGUCCACCCAGUGCCCGGCCACUACCGCUUCACGUGGACGGCGCGGCUGGCGUUCACCUACGCGCCGUCGGAGGCCCAGGCGGACGUGGACGUGCUGCUGUCCGUCCCCAUGUUCCUGCGGCUCUACCUUCUGGGCCGGGCACUGCUGCUGCACAGCAAGGCCUUCACCGACGCCUCCAGCCGCAGCAUCGGCGCUCUCAACAAGGUCACCUUCAACACCCGCUUCGUCACCAAGACCCUCAUGACCGUCUGCCCCGGCACCGUGCUCCUGGUCUUCAGCAUCUCCUCCUGGGUCAUUGCGGCCUGGACUGUGCGCGUCUGCGAGAGGUACCAUGACCAGCAGGAGGUGACCAGCAGCUUCCUGGGGGCCAUGUGGCUGGUGUCCAUCACCUUCCUGUCCAUCGGCUACGGGGACAUGGCACCCCACACCUACUGCGGCAAGGGCGUGUGCCUGCUCACCGGCAUCAUGGGCGCGGGCUGCACGGCGCUGGUGGUGGCGGUGGUGGCGCGGAAGCUGGAGCUCACCAAGGCGGAGAAGCAUGUGCACAACUUCAUGAUGGACACGCAGCUCACCAAGCGGGUGAAGAACGCGGCGGCGAACGUGCUCCGGGAGACGUGGCUCAUCUACAAACACACGCGGCUGGUGCGGAGGCCGGACCCGGCCCGCGUGCGCAAACACCAGCGUAAGUUCCUCCAGGCCAUCAAUCAGGCUCAGAAGCUCCGCAGCGUGAAGAUUGAGCAGGGGAAACUGAAUGACCAGGCCAACUCGCUCAGUGACCUAGCCAAGACGCAGAGCAUCAUGUUAGACGUGGUGUCGGAACUGCAGGCCCAGCAGGAGGAGCUCGAAGCCCGCCUGGCCGCCCUCGAGAGCCGGCUGGACGCGCUGGCCACCUCGCUGCAGGCCCUGCCCGCGCUCGUCGCCCAAGCC